AUGUUGCAAACACACCAUAAGAAAAAGACCAAAAAGAAGGACAAAAAGAAAGCCGUUGAAACUGAGAGCGAGGGCAAUGUUGUUACGCUUGCAGAAGAACAGCUGGAGGACACUACACCCAGAGUGCUGAAACCGUCCGUCGAGGCGCAAUCUGGAGAGGUGUCAAAGGAAGAGCAUAAUGCUGAACGUGAGGAAAAGCAGGAAAAGCCUAAGGAAGCUAACAUCAAAGAAGAGUCUGAGGAUCUUGAACCGAAAUCAACAGCCUCAAAUAACUUGACUUCCGUAAAACCUGCGGCUUCUGAAUCCAAGGCCCAAGACGUGGAAACAGAACCACAGGUGAAAGAGGAAAAAAGUGCCUCUGCAUCAAAAGCAUCCGGAAAGCAGGCCGAAGUGGAAACACCGAAUGAAGCGCCAUCUGCCUCAGCAGACGAAAAGACCGUCUAUCUUUAUGUGUCUAUGAGCACUGGUGGUAGGGGAGCAAUGUCGAAUUUCAAUCGGGCGUCUACUAUUCUCAAGAGCUACAAUAUCGACUUCAUCCCUGUCGAAAUUACUAUGGACGAGACAGCUAAACGACUAUGGAAAUAUCAAGGCAUUGCCAAGAAUAAAAAACUGCCGGCUGUGGUUCGUGACAGGGAAAUCAAACUCGAUUUCGACGCUUUAAUCGAAGCCAACGAGUUUGAGGAAGUCGAAGAACUCAUCUUCGACGAUAUAUAA
Molecule: messenger RNA, 714 nt
Organism: Wickerhamiella sorbophila
Lineage: Eukaryota; Fungi; Ascomycota; Dipodascomycetes; Dipodascales; Trichomonascaceae
Exons: 2
Coding region: 1-714 (237 amino acids)
Source: RefSeq, a predicted model, not a curated record